Phytophthora infestans T30-4 is the source of this 1695-nucleotide messenger RNA. RefSeq lists its product as uncharacterized. Gene Ontology annotation, molecular function: protein binding. NCBI's taxonomy places the organism in Eukaryota, Oomycota, Peronosporomycetes, Peronosporales, Peronosporaceae. The transcript has a single exon. The record is from RefSeq and is a predicted model, not a curated record. The coding region runs from base 1 to 1695 and encodes 564 amino acids.
AUGACAACACCGGCCACUGCAGCUUCCUCUUCAUCCAAUGACACCGCUCUUGCAGUAGUAGCAGCCUCGCAACCCGCUGAUACGGACCCUUUGACCGACCAUGACGACUUCGAGGGCGCCAAAACCGUCGCUGUGCCGCGUUGCAGCACGUGGUUCGCCAUGGACAAGAUCAACCCCAUCGAGAAGCGCAUGCUACCCGAGUUCUUCGCCGAAAAUGCCUCAAAGACGGCUGAGAUCUACCUCAAAUACCGCAACUACAUGGUGCACGCCUAUCGUCAACAACCAGGCGUGUACUUGACAGCGACAGCGUGUCGUCGCAACUUGGCAGGCGACGCUUGUUCCAUCCUAAGGGUACACGAGUUCCUGACCCACUGGGGGCUCAUAAACUUCCACGUACCGCCUCAUGCCAUGCCUCCAUCCAUUCACUCGAACUACGCUCUAAAAACCGCUCAAACCACUGCCACUAGUGCAGAACUGGGGCCUGUAGCCAUGCUCGUAGCAGCCAAGAAGGAGAACACUCGACGCUUGGACGUCCCAUUGGCUUGCGAGGCUUGUGGCACUGCUAGAGGGCCGGAAGAUUCGUUCUUCGAGCUUACUAGUGAAGCCAAGAAGAAGUUCACGAGCAACGGAGCUUCAAGUGCCAACACUGCGACGCCUAUGGCCACUGGAAGUAACGGGAAAGGAGGCGAAGGCAAGGAGCUCUCCGUCGGGGGCUUCGCCUUGAGACCAGGCAGUGGCAUCUGCGAGGAAUGCUACAUCCGAGGAGCUUUCCCGGAGGGAUACGACACGUCGGACUUUGUGCUGAUGCCUACGGUAGCCAAGCGUCUCUCAGCUGCUUCGAAGUGGACACAAGAGGAGACGGACCUGCUACUGGACGCUGUGAGUUGCACCAGAGCGAACAACGUCAAGAGUGCGGGGAACGAGGACGAAGGAAGCUGCGACUGGAACUUUGUCGCCUCCAGAGUCGCCACCAAGACGGCAGACGAGUGUUUGCUGCACUUCUUGGAGAUGCCGAUGCUUAACCAGAGUCGACCACUUGGGAACUCUAUGCAGUCAUCAUUGGGGUCCUUUACGGCCGGAGAGGCGCUGAAUGCGCCCGUGUUGGACUUGGCAGCGCUAGUGGACCAAGUGGACCCGUCGGUAGCCAAAGCUGCGGCUUAUGCUGCUCUUGGAGCCAUCAGAAGGCUGCAUACGAUGCCAGCUGUAAAGACUAGUGCUACAACAACCGCUAUAAAGGUUGAGACGUCUCUUGAAGCUGCUGCGGAUGCUGUAGCCAGCAGUGCCGAAGCUGCGGGAAUUGCGUCGAAUAUCAAGGCAGAAGACGGCGAUGUGGCUAUGGAGGAGGUGUCCGCUUUGACUACUGCGACCGACUCGGCUUUAGAGAGCAAGAAAGACGACACUACCGUGUCGAAGGAGAUGAUUGCAGUCACUGAAGAAGCCGCCAAUGCGACGACAGUGGCGUUGUUGGCUACACGAGCGCAGCAGACGGCGGACGACACUGCCAACGGCCCUGUGCGCGAGCUCGUGAACCAAUUGCUGGAGAACCAGCUGCGACAAAUGGAGCUGGAGAUGCAACAGCUCAGUGUCUUGGAGCAAAGUAUUGUCGCGGAGAAAGAGCAGCUAGCUAGGGAGAAGUACCAGCUCUAUGUGGACCGACUGGCCUUCUCCCAGGAGAAGCUGAAAGGUCGAUCGUAG